This is a messenger RNA of Theobroma umbraticum, 2972 nucleotides long. RefSeq names its product putative E3 ubiquitin-protein ligase ARI2. The record is from RefSeq and is a predicted model, not a curated record. NCBI's taxonomy places the organism in Eukaryota, Viridiplantae, Streptophyta, Magnoliopsida, Malvales, Malvaceae. Gene Ontology annotation, biological process: protein ubiquitination. Gene Ontology annotation, molecular function: ubiquitin-protein transferase activity; zinc ion binding.
UUCUUCUGCUCUCUCUCUUUGUCUCUCACACAAAUAUUAAAAUAUAAAAAAAAAGAAAAAGAAAAAGAAAAUAAAUUAGUAAUUUUAUUGGUUGUCUAUUGCAAGCUUCGUUUUCCAAUAAAAAGCUUCUGCUUCUUCUUCUUCUCUCUCUCUCUUUUUCGCCGGCAAAAGGAAGGAAGAAAAAGCAAUUUUAGCCGGAAAUAAAAUCGUGUCUUUUUGGUUCUUGAUCGAUCGAUUCAGAAUUUUAACGAAAUCCCAUAUCAUGAAUCAUUGUUUAUGAUCGUUGCAUAAAGUUUUUGCUUUGAAAGUUGUCGUUUUUUGUUUCUGGGAUUUUGGAGAUAUUAUAGGCAGAAUAAUAAUAGUGAUUAAUAAAUAAAUUUGGAAUUGGUUUGAUUGAUCGAUCGGGCGAUGGAGGAUUCCACGAGCUGCGGCGAGGAGGAUUACUACUAUUCGUCUGAUCGAGAAUCCCUCGACGGGCUCGAGAAUGAGGACUCCGAUUUCCAGUGGGCCCCUUCCAAGGGUCCCACUACCAAGUGUGAAGCUGGAUUUUUUUUUGGUUUUUUGUAGUUGAAUUAGCUGUGGAUUACUGGUAGAUGGUUAACAAAGGAAGGUUUUUUUUUUGUUACCUUUUCUGGGUUUGCGGAUUGUGAGUGGAUAGAGUAAUUUGAAGCAACUUUGAGGUUCUCUGUGUGUGUGUAUGGGGGGGCGUGGUAGCAUUAGGUAAUUCUCUAAUGUCGCAGGAGGAGGAGCUGAUGACCUACCUGGUCAUUUAAUUCGAUGAAUUUUUUCUACGUAAUGUUCAUGACCAUGAUUGUGUUUUGUUUUAGUCAAUGGCAUUGCGUGCAUUGAAACUUUUCCCCCUCAGAAAAUAGGGAAUUUUAAACCUUUAACCUCAAUGGGAAAACCCCUUAAAGAAGAACAUUAUACAUUGUUUCUGUUAUUACAAAAGAAUCACUUUUAGCUGCACAGAGGGAGGAUCUACGCAGAGUAAUGGACAUGCUAUCUCUAAGGGAGCACCAUGCACGGACUUUACUUAUCCAUUACCGAUGGGACGUUGAGAAGUUGCUUGCGGUGCUUGUGGAGAAGGGAAAAGCAGACUUGUUUGCUGAAGCAGGUGUUUCUGUUGUUGAGUGUGAGGAUACAGGAACACCUGUGUUGUCUUCAUCUACAGCUAUGUGUGACAUAUGCAUGGAGGAGUUACCUGGUGAUACGAUGACGAAAAUGGCCUGUGGCCAUCACUUUUGCAAUGACUGUUGGACAGAGCAUUUUGUUGUGAAAAUAAAUGAGGGUCAGAGUAGGCGCAUUAGGUGCAUGGCACACAAAUGCAAUGCUAUUUGUGAUGAAGCUGUGGUUAGAAGUCUAGUUGGUAAAAAGCAUCCUGAUCUAGCAGAGAAAUUUGAUCGUUUCCUUCUUGAGUCAUACAUCGAAGAUAAUAGGAUGGUUAAAUGGUGCCCUAGUACUCCUCAUUGUGGAAAUGCAAUACGCGUUGAGGAUGAUGAAUUUUGUGAGGUAGAGUGUUCUUGUGGUCUACAGUUUUGUUUCAGUUGCUUAUCAGAAGCACACUCACCGUGUUCAUGUAUGAUGUGGGAGCUUUGGACCAAGAAGUGCCGAGAUGAAUCAGAAACAGUCAAUUGGAUCACGGUUCACACAAAGCCUUGUCCAAAGUGUCACAAACCUGUGGAGAAGAAUGGUGGAUGCAAUCUUGUGAGUUGUAUCUGUGGGCAAGCAUUUUGCUGGCUGUGUGGUGGAGCUACUGGGAGGGACCAUACUUGGUCAAGAAUUGCUGGUCACAGCUGUGGUCGCUACAAAGAAGAUCGAGAGAAAAAAACUGAGCGAGCGAAGCGAGAUCUCUAUCGAUAUAUGCACUAUCACAACCGUUAUAAAGCUCAUACAGAUUCCUUCAAGCUUGAGAGUAAACUCAAGGAGACUAUACUGGAGAAGGUAUCAAUUUCAGAAGAGAGGGAAUCGAGGCUUAGAGAUUUCAGCUGGGUAACUAAUGGACUCUAUAGACUUUUCAGAUCAAGGCGGGUUCUUUCAUAUUCAUACCCUUUUGCGUUUUACAUGUUUGGAGAAGAAUUAUUCAAGGAUGAGAUGACAAAUGAUGAAAGGGAAAUAAAACAGCAUCUAUUUGAGGAUCAGCAGCAGCAACUUGAGGCAAAUGUUGAGAAACUCUCUAAGUUUUUGGAAGAGCCCUUUGAUCAAUAUACUGAUGAUAAAGUUAUGGAGAUACGAAUGCAAGUAAUCAAUCUUUCUGUGAUCAUCGAUACCCUUUGCAAGAAAAUGUAUGAAUGCAUUGAGAAUGAUUUGUUGGGCUCUCUCCAAUGUAAUACCCAUAAUAUAGCUCCAUACAAGUCUAAGGGCAUUGAAAAAGCAUCAGAGCUUGCGGUCUGUUGGCACAGUAAAGCCAGUACAACUGCUGAUACUUGUCUUCCCUCUGAUUGUGGCACUAGUGGCAAACAUGAGCGACCUAUAAGCCUUGGGAGUGCAGAUGACAAUGGUUGCCCAUCCCAGAAGCGACCUAAAAAGGAGACUUAUGGAGGUGCAUUCUUUGAUCUGAACUUGCCAGCAGAAGUUCUUGACCGGAAUUGAUCUCUCAUAGGCUUUUCUUAGAUAAGUGCAGGUGUACAGAUCUAACUCAAGACCCUACCCUGUUUUUGCCUAGUGGGAUUGGAUCAUUUAGGGAUUGAGCACCACUCAAAUGCAUUAUUUUCCUUUCUUAGAAUCUUUUUGCUUCCCCCCCUCCCAACUCCACAUUGGUGCGCCUUUUCUAUUCUAGAGAUAUAUCCUGGAAGAGGAAUUCUGGAAAUUCCAUGGUUCUUUAUCUUUCUAGGUUGUGUGAACUGAAAAUCCACAUUACUGUACAUAGCCUUAUCUUGGGCUUUUGAACAUAUGUAAAUUCUCAUCCUGAGACUCUUGGAGUGGUGCAAAGCUCGGUCCUUUUUAAGAUAAAUUUAAUUGCUUAUCUUUGGCUA